UCCGUCUGCAGCAGCGACAAGGUGGGUGCGGGGCCGCUCCGUCAACGCGCUGCCACCCUCGGGUGCUCCUUGCCCCCACCCUGUCGCCCACCCGCCAAUCUCCCCCCACCCCGGGGGAAGGUGUGUCACGCAUCGUGUCCCUGCCACAGACCCCGGAGCGACAGUGGUGAACCGCACGGGAGCAGCUCCGACUGUCGCUAGAGUAUCUGCCUGGACCGACAGUGAAGAAUCUCCUUGACUAUCCAAUGGGUGAAAAAUGAAAUGUUGCUGUUCUCCGACUCCCCUCUGAGUCCAAGAUGUUUGCCAAGCUGCAAGCGGUCGCUCUGAUUCUCAUCUCCAAAGGGUUUCUGUUCCUUUGCCGCGGCGAGGGCAACUUUGGCAAGAAGGAGAUCAAGAUGGAGGGGGACCUUGUCCUGGGCGGUCUCUUCCCCGUGCACGAGAAAGGCUCGGGGAACGAUGAGUGCGGCCUGGUGAACGAAGACCGAGGAGUCCAACGCCUGGAGGCCAUGCUCUUCGCCAUCGACGCCAUCAACCGCAAUACCUACCUGUUGCCAGGUGUCAAGCUGGGAGUCCACAUCCUCGAUACCUGCUCCAGAGACACCUACGCCCUGGAACAGUCGCUGGAGUUCGUCCGAGCUUCCCUGACCAAAGUCGACGAAACCGAGUACAUCUGUCCCGAUGGGUCGUACGCAAUUCAGGACAACAAUCCCCUCGCCAUCGCAGGUGUGAUUGGAGGCUCAUAUAGUAGUGUCUCCAUACAGGUUGCCAAUCUGCUGAGACUGUUCCAGAUCCCCCAGAUCAGCUACGCUUCCACCAGCGCCAAGCUGAGUGACAAAAGCCGCUACGAUUACUUCGCCAGGACGGUACCUCCUGACUUCUACCAGGCCAAAGCCAUGGUGGAAAUCUUGCAGUUCUUCAACUGGACAUACGUGUCGACGGUGGCGUCCGAGGGGGACUACGGGGAAACGGGGAUCGAGGCGUUCGAGCACGAGGCCAGGCUGCGCAACAUUUGUAUCGCCACGUCCGAGAAGGUGGGCCGCUCCACCACCAAGAAGACGUACGAGGACGUGAUCCAGGAGCUGCUGCACAAGGCCAACGCCAACAUCGUGGUCCUCUUCACGCGGGGAGACGAUGCCAGGGAGUUACUGGCCGCCGCCAACCGCCUCAACGUGUCGGGGUUCACCUGGAUCGCUAGCGACGGCUGGGGGGCGCAGGAGAUCGUGGUCAAGGGUCAAGAGCGCGUGGCCAACGGAGCCAUCACCCUGGAACUGGCAUCCUACCCCAUCAAGGAGUUCGACAGCUACUUCCACCGCCUCCACCCCCACACCAACAAACGCAACCCCUGGUUCAAGGCCUUCUGGCAGCAGAGGUUCCACUGCCAGCUACAGGCCAGCCGCCCACGGCACAAACUCUGCGACCGCCGGCUCUCCAUCAACAGCUCCAACUACGAGCAGGAGGCCAAGGUGAUGUUUGUGGUGAACGCCGUCUACUCCAUGGCCCACGCCAUUCACCACAUGCAGCGCGUCCUGUGUCCAAAUACCACGCGGCUCUGCCAAGCCAUCCGGCCUCUCGACGGCAAGAUACUGUACAGAGAAUAUCUGCUGAAACUCAACUUUAUUGCCCCGUUCCAGCCGGUGGACAGCGAGGUGAAGUUCGAUAAGAACGGGGACGGCAUUGGCCGCUACAACGUGUUCAACUACCAGAAGACGUUGUCGGGCAGGUACGCGUACGUCAGGGUGGGCCAGUGGGCCAAGGUGCUGUCUCUGGACACAGAGUUGAUGCACUGGCCCAGGCACCGCAUCCCCACCUCGCAGUGUAGCGAUCCAUGCGCCCGCAACGAGAUCAAGAACAUGCAGCCCGGGGACGUGUGUUGCUGGAUCUGUGUCCCCUGCGACCCACACGCCUACCUGCUAGACGAGUUCACCUGCAAGGACUGCGGCCCGGGGCGCUGGCCAGACGAGGAGCUGAGCGGCUGCUACGACCUGCCGGAGGAUUACAUCAGAUGGGGGGAUGGCUGGGCGAUCGGUCCCAUCACCAUCUCCUGCGUUGGGAUCAUCACCACCCUGGUGGUGGCCUCCAUCUUCCUCAAGCACAACGACACACCUCUGAUCAAAGCCUCGGGCCGCGAGCUCUGCUACAUCUUGCUCUUCGGAGUCUUCUUCUCGUACUGCAUGACCUUCUUCUUCAUCGCCAAACCCUCACCCGCCAUCUGCACGCUCCGCCGCCUGGGUCUGGGCUCCUCCUUUGCCAUCUGUUACUCCGCCCUACUCACCAAGACCAACCGCAUCGCCCGCAUCUUCAACGGGGUGAAGGAAGGCACGCAGAGACCAAGGUUCAUCAGCCCGGGCUCGCAGGUCUUCAUCUGCCUCAGCCUGAUCCUGGUCCACAUGGUGAUGGUGUUGGUGUGGCUGGUUCUGGAAAGCCCAGGAACGAGGAGAUACACCAUCCCCGAGAGGCGGGAGAGCGUCAUCCUCAAGUGUAACGUCAAGGACUCCAGCAUGUUGAUGUCACUCAGCUAUGACGUCUUGCUGGUCAUACUAUGUACAGUCUAUGCCUUCAAGACCAGGAAGUGUCCAGAAAACUUCAACGAAGCCAAGUUCAUUGGGUUCACCAUGUACACUACAUGCAUCAUCUGGCUGGCCUUCCUGCCCAUCUUCUAUGUCACCUCCAGCGACUACAGGGUGCAGACCACCACCAUGUGUAUCUCCGUCAGCUUGAGCGGCUUCGUGGUGCUGGGAUGCCUCUUUGCCCCCAAGGUCCACAUCAUCGUGUUCCAACCACAGAAGAACGUGACCACUCACAGACUGACCAUGAACAGGUUGAGCGUCAGUGGAACGGUCACCAGCCAGUCCCGCUCAUCCGCCAGCGGCCAGCGCGCCCCCACUGUGUGUAACGGCCGAGAAAUCCUCGACUCCACCACCUCAUCUUUAUGAAGACCUGUCACAUCCAGCAUCGCAUUUUGGGCCUGUCCCACUUAGGUGAAUGUUCAGGGGACUGCCGGCAACUGUCACGGUCGUAGCAGGUAGCCGAAAAACCGGCGACUGGGCCCCCCCCCCCCCUACGACAAUGUCUAUGACAACCUAACAUCUAGUCGACGGCAAGCUACCGACAACUACCACGUCCACCUGCGACCACACCUACCACAACCUACGUCCACCCACGACAAGCUACGA
Amblyraja radiata (thorny skate) is the source of this 3173-nucleotide messenger RNA. RefSeq names its product metabotropic glutamate receptor 3-like. The coding region runs from base 297 to 2933 and encodes 878 amino acids. The transcript is spliced from 6 exons. Gene Ontology annotation, cellular component: membrane. Gene Ontology annotation, molecular function: G protein-coupled receptor activity. Gene Ontology annotation, biological process: G protein-coupled receptor signaling pathway. The record is from RefSeq and is a predicted model, not a curated record. Lineage: Eukaryota; Metazoa; Chordata; Chondrichthyes; Rajiformes; Rajidae.